Messenger RNA from Coccidioides immitis RS, 384 nucleotides. RefSeq lists its product as uncharacterized. NCBI's taxonomy places the organism in Eukaryota, Fungi, Ascomycota, Eurotiomycetes, Onygenales, Onygenaceae. The record is from RefSeq and is a predicted model, not a curated record. The coding region runs from base 1 to 384 and encodes 127 amino acids. The transcript has 4 exons.
AUGGGAAUUUCUCAAGAGAAUGGCAUUAUCACCACCGAAACGGCCGAGUCACAUCUCGUGGUGGUACGAACGGCGCUUCAAUUCCACACAAGACGUGCUGCGAGGCGCCGCGUGUUGGGGAAUUCGACGCCUGUUUUCCGGGUUCUGCUUAAAAGGUGUGGAUGUGGUCAUUUGGGCAUAAAGCUUCCCAAUGAUGGAGAUCAUUGUCACCGCAAUGCAUGCUUUCAGAAACUUAAUAGAGUACAGGAGAUGACUGUCAGCACUGAAGUGGCAGAGAAUCAACGCGAAUUUGGCGGUGCUUGCAUUGCCAUGGGUGUUUGUGUGAAGAUUGGUCGGUUAGAGGCACUCAACGUUCGCUUGCGGAUCACCGGUACAACAUGGUAG